GCAGCGUCCCUUCCUGAAAAGACAAUUUAAAGAAGUGAAUUGUGAAAAGCUGACCACUUGCUUCUAUCUAGCAAACCCAACUAAGGAGGAGACCCUAGCUAUGGGCCCUGGCGAUUGGGCCAGGAUGGAGCUUGUUUUGUUCUAAAGUGCGACAUGAGCUCUGAGCAGCGUGCUAUGGAUGAGAAGGCGAGCGAGACUGGACAGAGAUACAGCACUGUACCCGUUUUAAAGCGCCAGAGACCCAUCCAGCCUUACAUCUGCUCCACUCUAGAUGAUUUUCGGGAAGAGAGAGACUUCUUGGCCACCAACAUCUUUCCCCGGCUUAACGACCUCUGCAGCCCCCGGGGCACCUACUUCAAAGCCGUGGACCUGAGGUGGUCGGCCCUGAAGGCCCACAAGUCCUUUUCCAGCAACCUGUUCCGACAGUACGCCUGUCUCCACUCCCAGCACCUGAAGCUCUGCCUGGAUUACGUGGACAGCUGCUUUCCCUUUUUCAUCUGCCUUCUGGGGCAGAGCUACGGAGACUUCCUCCCCGACUACUCGCCUUUCCUGUUCACCAAAGUCAAGGACUUUGCAAGUUUAUCUAAGGGAGAGCAGAAUCUCUAUGUUGCCGCCAGAAAUGGUUAUCCGUGGGUCCUGAAGACUCCCAACUGCAGCCUGAUAGAGUUCGAGAUCAUCCAUGCAGCGUUUCGGAAGGAAUCACAAUUUCAGUUUUUCUACUUCCGGACCUCGAACGCGCUGCUGAGGACUUUCAGCGAGGAAGAGGAAGAAUUGGUGUCCCCGGCCUCUCUGUUGAAACACGAGGGGAAACUAAAGGUUGGCAAGCUCAAGGCGAGGAUCAUUGGUAAAGGACUUCCUGUCAGAUUCUACAGGGACCUAGACGAGUUGGGUGAGCUGGUCUUCAGGGACUGGUCGGCCGUUGUGGAAAAGCUCCACCCAGACACCAUGAUCAUGGAAAACAUAGACUACAAACACAGUUUUGAGCACUUGUAUCACGAAGAGUUUGCUGAGAAGUGCGAGCAAGUGUUUGUUAUUUCCAAGGAGUCCAACAGAACCUUCGAAAUCCUGGAAAAAUUUGCCUUAAAGGACUUUGAAUUUGAUUGUGACGGCACCAUAGCAGGCUCUGAGUUAGAUUCCGUUCUCAGAAUAAACGCUCUUCCGACCUAUAAGUCUAUUUUGCUCUUGUCUGGGGAACGUGGCUGUGGGAAGUCCACUCUGAUCGCCAACUGGGUCAGUUAUUUCAAAAACAAAUAUCCCGAAGUGCUGAUGAUCCCGUACUUUGUGGGAAGCACAUGCGAGAGCUGUGACAUCAUGUCCGUGAUCCACUACUUCAUCACGGAGCUGCAGCACAGAGCCCACGGCCCCCAGCUUGAAAUGGAUUUUCUUAAUGAAGACUCAAAUGUCUUGGUCUUCUCACUUCUUGUAGAAGUGUUCAUGGCCUCCAUCAGCUUAAAGCCAUGCAUCCUUGUGCUAGAUGGGAUUGAAGAGUUGAUUGGCAUCUAUGGGAUUUCAGGUCAGAAGGCGAAAGAUUUUUCCUGGCUGCCGCGCUCGCUCCCUCCUUGCUGUAAAUUCAUUCUGAGCACAGUCUCCUCCAGUCUGUCCUGCAAGUCGCUGUGCACCCGCCCUGACGUGAGGACCGUGGAACUCUCCGCCAUGGGAGAUGAAGACAUGAAGUUCAGCAUCUUCAGACAGCACCUCUCCCCUACUGACCAAGAGCGCUUUGGGCAGAACAGGCCUAUCUUGAGGAAGAAACCAAACCUGACCCCUCUGAAGCUGGCUGCCAUUGCCAGCGAGCUUCAGGAAUGCCGGAUCUACCGCAAUGAGUUCCAGUGUCUGCGGGAGUACCUGGAGGUGGCCUCUGUGCAGGAGCUCUGGGAGCUGAUCCUCAAACGCUGGGUUGAAGAUUACGGCUGGAAUCUGAAGCAGAAAGAGGCAAACUUAGACACUAUCACUCCAGGAAAAGGGUUGAGUGGCUGGGUGGCAGAUGUCCUGUGCUUGCUCUGCAUCUCGCACUGCGGGCUGACUGAGGACGAACUGCUGCAGCUUUUGGACAUGCUGGGCUAUAGGAACCACCAGCAAGUGACGGCAGUGCACUGGGCAGCCUUCCGCAAUGCCACCAAACACUGGAUCCUGGAGAAGCCCAGCGGCCUCCUCUACUUCGGGCACCAGUCCCUACGGAAUGCCGUGGAGCACAAGCUGCUGGGCGUAAUCACUCCGGUCAGAGAGUGCAGCCCAAGCGUGGCCCAGAACACCAUCAACCACAAGAAGGCCCACUUCCACCAGGUCCUGGUGAGGUACUUCCAGCGGCAAACCGUUUUCUGGAGAGUGUAUGAGGAGCUGCCGUGGCACAUGAAGAUGAGCGGGUGUUGGGAAGGCCUAUGCAGCUUUAUCACCAGCCCGGGUAUCACAGAUUUCAUUUCGAAAAUCCAAAACCCGAGCUUGUGGACCAGGCUGCAUCUCAUCCACUACUGGGCUGUGCUACUGGAGGCCGGCAAUGACGUAGCCGAGGCUUUUCUGCUCUCCGUUGCCAAGAUGGAAACGGAACAUUACCAGAAAAUAAAGAGGCGACCCAUGCUCUCAGUGCUGGAGUGCAGCCUCUCCCAGAUUAAUGCUGCUGAUAAAUGCAGGAUGAUACUCUUUGUUGGAAGUUUCCUGAAGCUCAUGGGCAAGAUCAGUGAAGCCGAGAGGCUGUUCCUGAGUGUGGAGGAAAUGUUACUGAAGAACCCAUCCAUGACAGAAAUGCUCCUGAAAGCUCAGAAUGUCAUUGGAGAAUUAUAUCUUGAAGUCGGGAUGACUCAGAAAGGACUCAUAUACUUUCAGAAAGCUUGGUCAAAUCUGCUGCAGUUCACACUCAGUGACCUAAAAAUCAGCUCGGAGCUGAUGAAGCAGAAAGUCAAGGUGAUGAAUAACCUGGCAAAAUCGGCGCCGGAGGAAUUCUUAAGAGAAAACCACAUUUUGGAAUAUGCCAUCGAAGUCUCCAAGUUCAUGACUGAUAAUACCCGUGAUCAAGCUACCAUGAAAUAUACUGAAGGUGUUCUUGUGUUGGCUGCUGGAAACGUGGCCCUUGCAAAAGUGAAGUUUCAAGAGUGUUUGAAUAUCAGAAGACGUCUAUUUGGCAAUAGAAACAUACUGGUUGGAGAAGUUAUGGAAUUUUUAGCAGAUUUGCUAUUUUUUUUACUAGGAGAUAAUGAAAGAUCUCAAAGGAAGCAAGCGAUUGAAUACUAUAAACAAGUAAUAAAAAUCAAGGAGAAAGCAGAUAGCGUGGCCACCUGCAAGCUUGUCAGGAAGCAGCUGAGCAUAAGCCUAAGCGACACUUUGUGUAAACUAGCAGGCCAGCUGCUGUCAGGUGGCUUCUGUCAUUAUUCCAUCAUGGAGGCAGUCAACUACUUGUAUAGGUCACUUGAUCUAAGGGCAACACACCUGGGGUCUUCACAUGCUUCAAUCCAAGGGAUACUGCAACUUCUAAGGGAGAUCCAGAGGUUCCGGGGCAGGAGGUGUUGGCCUCAAGGCAUGAGCCAGCUGUACCAGGAAGGGUCUAAGAAUGGCUCGCUCUCAUGGGAGACCUUACCGAAACUAAACUUCCGCAGCGCUCAGAGCUCUGACACGGUGAACACUGCAGUGUGCAUGAAACUGAGUCAGUUGCAGAGACCUAAAAGCACCGAACCUUCUCUGGCUUCAGAUAAACCGAAGUACGCUCCCGGCAAAGGGAAGAAGACCUUGACUCCCAUUCUGUGCCUGUCUGCUGAGGAAAAGAGCCAGCACAAGGUGCAAACCCCUCAACUGUGGCAUGUUCCGAGAAAGCCGACUUCAAGGAAGAAGAGAGACGGUCCCAUUAAGCCGCUAUGUCUUGGUGAAAAGAAUGGCGUAGUAAGACUUUCGAGGCAAAGGAUUUUUUCUGCUGAAUGUGAGAGUGGGGACAACUUAAUCACCGCAAUUUACCAUCAACCCCUGCGAGCACCUCUCAGCGCAAACAGUCCUUGGGAGUCCAUAUCUGAGCUCAUAUCAGAAAAAUGGCUUUUUCACAGCCCGCAGUACAGGUUCUUGCCUCAGAAGCCGGUUUUGCCAAGAAGAUCUCAAAUAGAAUCAAAAUGGAUGAAGAUCUCAAAUGACACUGAUAAGGAAUAAAAAUAAUUUUGGUCUCUUUUGUACUUAAGUUUUUCUUGUUUCUCU
Messenger RNA from Acomys russatus (golden spiny mouse), 4170 nucleotides. RefSeq names its product tetratricopeptide repeat protein 41-like. Gene Ontology annotation, molecular function: protein binding. The record is from RefSeq and is a predicted model, not a curated record. NCBI's taxonomy places the organism in Eukaryota, Metazoa, Chordata, Mammalia, Rodentia, Muridae. The transcript is spliced from 15 exons. The coding region runs from base 154 to 4125 and encodes 1323 amino acids.